UUGUGUUAGUAGGAAUAGUAGGUUAUGUCAGUGUGGAUAUGUGAGUCGUGUAGUGCGUAAAGUCUGUUCUUAACUUCAUCGACCUCUGAAUACUAUUAAAAUAUUAGAUCUGUUACAAUUUACAUAGCUGUACACUACUUAUAAGUUACUACAAAUCAUUGUGUUUUUUGCACGUUUUGUGAAACGGACUUGUAAAUAGCUUCAACGAUAUAAUUUACGUAAUAUUUGUGUUAAUAAUAAUUUAAAAAUGAUUUUUAAAUAUGUAUUUUACGCUGUAAUAAUAGGAGUAGCUCAAAGCCAGUUCACUGAACCAUCUAUAUCUGAUGCAUUGGAUUCGCUGCCACCAGAGCUACAAGGAAAAAUUGAUGAAGCACAAAUUGAAGCUAUACAGAACAAGUCGUCAGAAGUUUUCAAAGAGAAAUGUGAGAAAAAUGGAGGUCUACAUGCCUUUGAUAAUGCUGAGCGCGCCUUCAAGGAAUUCUCCAAAUGUGUGCAAGCACUUGUGUCACCCAAUCAACUGCAGAAGGAGAUAGAAGAUGCAAAACCCAACGGCCAGGUCGACGAGGUCUUCAAAAAAUACUGCGAUAAGACUCCAUCCUUUAAGAGCUGCUUCCAUAAUAUGACAGAAGUGGCACAGGAAUGCUUAUCUGAAGAAGAACGAGGCAAUGUAAAAAUUAUUCACAAUAUCUCUGAGCAACUCGCCGAGUUUAUAUGCUUUAAGGAAGGCGACAGAAUUGCUUUGUUUAUAUCCGAGAAUGGGCCUGAGUGUAUCCAAGAAAAGCAAGAAGAUAUCAGAUCAUGUGUGAACAGCACAGUUGGAAGUGAAAUCAACUUUGAUCAGAACAACAUCACUGCUGACAGCCUUCCCUUGAUCUCUUUUGGCAAAAGAGAAUGCACGAAAUACAUCGAGCUGCAGAAGUGUGUAGUGUCUGCUCUUGAGACUUGCUCCGCCCCUACUUCUGCCAAUAUUGUGGAAGCUCUGUUCAAGUUCGUCCUCAAGGCGACUCCGUGCAGAGACAUGAUUGUAAAGAAGAGACGCACUCCUCACGUCAGAGAUGAAAAGAAGGAUCCUAAUUCAGCUAAUGGAAUUGUAGUAAGCAGCAUUUCUCUGACUGCGCUUAUUAUAACAGCUCUCAUGUAAUUUAAUUGCUAUUGGGAACGACCGGGAUAAUGUACCAUUCUCAAGAUA
Molecule: messenger RNA, 1189 nt
Organism: Leptidea sinapis
Lineage: Eukaryota; Metazoa; Arthropoda; Insecta; Lepidoptera; Pieridae
Product: 27 kDa hemolymph protein-like
Exons: 8
Coding region: 248-1141 (297 amino acids)
Source: RefSeq, a predicted model, not a curated record